Messenger RNA from Penicillium concentricum, 1422 nucleotides. RefSeq names its product putative phthalate transporter. Gene Ontology annotation, cellular component: membrane. The record is from RefSeq and is a predicted model, not a curated record. The coding region runs from base 1 to 1422 and encodes 473 amino acids. Gene Ontology annotation, biological process: transmembrane transport. The transcript is spliced from 9 exons. Gene Ontology annotation, molecular function: transmembrane transporter activity. NCBI's taxonomy places the organism in Eukaryota, Fungi, Ascomycota, Eurotiomycetes, Eurotiales, Aspergillaceae.
AUGGGAACCAUGGCCCCAAUCGAUGAGAAACCGCCUGCUGACCACCGCAUCGAGGAUAUCGGGGGGAAAGCCGUAUCAAAAAAGAUUCUUCGACGAAUUGAUCUGCGUCUAGUGACUAUGACCGGAUUGGCUUAUUGCAUUUCGCUCAUGGAUCGGACGAAUCUGAGCAUGGCCGCCGUUGCAGGGUUGAAACAAGAAUUGCGACUGGACAUUGGCGAGCGCUAUUCCAUUGUCGUCCUGAUGUUCUUCGUGCCCUACAUUCUCUUCCAGCCGCCGAUGACGGUCAUUAUUCGAAAACUUGGCCCGACAUUUUUCCUGUCCUCGAUUAUUGUAUGCUGGGCGGGCAUCAUGAUUGGAAUGGGAUUCGUGAAGGACUGGGGCGCAUUGGUUGGAACGCGUGUGCUUUUGGGUGUGUUGGAAGCUGGUUACUUCCCUGGCUGCGUUUACUUGCUAUCUUGCUGGUAUACCCGAUAUGAUGUCCAAAAGCGAUUCUCUAUUUUCUAUCUGAUUGGAUGUGUCGCUUCUGCCUUGGCGGGUAUCCUUGCAUUUGGUUUGAUGCAAUUGAACGGCAGGGAAGGGCUGUCCGGCUGGAGAUGGAUCUUCAUCCUCGAGGGAGUGAUUACCGGCGUUAUUGGCAUCCUAUGCUUUUUCUUCCUCGUCGAUUUCCCUGACCGCGCACACAAGUCCUGGCGCUUCCUCAACGAGAGAGAAUGCGCAUUCAUCGUCCGUCGCAUUAACAAAGACAGAAAUGAUGGCGACUUGGAAGCCUUUUCUCUUAAGAAGUUCCUAAAACCUGCAUUGGAUCCUAAGAUCUGGGCCUUUGCCAUGAUCUUCUUCUCUAUCACCACCGUCACUUACGCCAUUGCCUACUUCCUCCCCAUCAUCCUCAGCCUCGGCAUGGGCUACGGCGUCGGCGAAGCCCAAUGCCUCGUCGCGCCACCCUACGGGUUCGCCGGAAUUGUCAUGUACGCCACGGCCUGGGUUGGCGACAAGUAUCGCAUCCGCGCACCGAUUAUCAUUUUCAACUCCUUGCUCGCCAUCAUUGGCCUGCCCAUGAUGGGAUUCGCCAAGAGCGACGCCGUCCGUUACGUGGGCGUGUUCUUCACUGUCGCCGGCGCUAAUGCUAAUAUCCCAUCUUGCAUGGCAUACCAGGCGAACAAUGUGCGCGGCCAAUGGACGCGUGCUUUCUCCAGUGCUAGCCUUGUAGGCCUUGGAGGUCUCGGUGGUAUCGCGAGUAGUUUGGUGUUCCGGGAACAGGACGCACCCGGUUAUCGACCGGGAAUGUAUGCUGCUAUCGCAUGUAAUAUUCUUAUCAUCUUCUUGGCCCUUAGUUUGAGUGUGUGGUUCCGGUACUGUAAUAAGCAGGCGGACCGGGGAAAGCGGGUCAUUGAGGGCGAUGCGGCUUUCCGGUACACGAUUUGA